AUGUUCGAUUCAGAGAAACCGCAUCCCAUCCUCGCCCAGAUCCCACUGACGGUCUCGCCGUUCAUCUCGCUGCCCACGGCGACGACGCUGCCAUACACAUACAAGUCGAUACCUUCAUCCCUGCCGCCGUCCGUCACCGUCGACGCCAGCAGCUCAGAGAAGCCGAAAUACGUCAUCUCGUCCAGUGGCCAUGCUGCUCACCCCGCAGACAUACUCGCAACCUGCCAGGCCCUGGCUGAUCAUAUGAAAACGAGACAGGCAGAGGGAGACGCCGCCAUCAAGGAGUGGGAAGAGUCCAUCAAGCAGCGAGAGCUGGCCGAGAAGCGUCGGGUUGCUCCUGGCUGGCUAGACAGGGAGGAGAAGCUGCUACAGCCAACUCACGCCGCUGGACACGCUUCAGCCGGAGCACAUCAGAGUCUCCUAGACAGGCCGUUGAUGGAGCAGGCAGACAAGGACACCGCAUCGGCAAUGGAACCCAGGAGCGAGGGUGUAGAGCUUGAUCGUGCAUUUGGUGGCCUGGGGUUAAAACGGUGA
Messenger RNA from Arthroderma uncinatum, 534 nucleotides. RefSeq lists its product as uncharacterized. The transcript has 2 exons. NCBI's taxonomy places the organism in Eukaryota, Fungi, Ascomycota, Eurotiomycetes, Onygenales, Arthrodermataceae. The record is from RefSeq and is a predicted model, not a curated record. The coding region runs from base 1 to 534 and encodes 177 amino acids.